CUCUCUCCUCGUCCCAAAUUUCUCGCUAAUCUCUCUCCAUUAAUACUAUAUUCAAAGAGGAUUUGCAGUCUUUCUCUGUUGUUCUCUUUGGCGUGUGUGAUUAUCACCAGCGGAGAACGAAAGAAACUCAGAGUCUUUCACGUUUUUCAAUCAGGCACUUUUGAUCGAAACAAUCUAGGGUUUCGACUCUCCGUUUCUAACCAGGUCUGUUACUUAUUGUAUUCUUACCUCUCCCAGGCGAUUCUUUCGAAUGAUUACUUCUUUUCAGUCGACGAUGCUUCUUUUUAACUCUCAAUCUGUUUGUAUCUGAGUUUUUUUUGAAUACCCAUAUCUUGGAAUGGAUUGGAUUUGGUUAAAUCGGUGCUAGACUGCUUUUUUACUGUAUAAAUGUGAGUGGGUGGUUACGAUUUCUACAUCUGCUUUGUGGGUUUAUGACUAGAUGCUCGCAGUCUGUUCAAUGGAGAUUUUGAUUUUGAUUUUGGUCGCUUUAGUUUCCCAGAACUAGGGUUUCCCCUAUUUUUCUACUGUGUAAAAAAGUGAGACAAAUGGAGAUGGUUGAAGAAGCCAACAGGGCUGCUGUAGAAUGUAGCCAUAGACUGUUUAGCAUGUUGUCUCAAAACCAGGAUCAGAUGAAUCUAGCUGCAGAGACGGGUGAAGUUGUGUCUAGGUUCAAGAAAGUUGUAUCUCUUCUUAAUACUGGUUUAGGUCAUGCUCGAGUGAGAAGACCUAGAAGAACUCCAUCAGCAUUUCCCAAAAACGUUCUUUUGGAAUCCCCAAACAAUCUCAGUAUCGAGGAUCAUUCGAAGUCUAUUCAGUUUCUCCCUGCUAAUAACGUUAAAACGUCUCUAACACUUGCGAUCCCGUCUUUGGAGAUUGAGAAGAACUCGAUUGAAUUGGCUCGUCCCACUCCGAAAACAAGCUACAGCGGUCUAAUCCAUCAACAGCUUAAGAAUCGGGCAACUGACAUGAUAUAUCAGAGAAGCAAUAGUGGUGGAUUGAGUCUGAAUUUCGAUAGCUCUAUCUGCACACCUACUAUGUCAUCUACAAGGUCUUUUAUCUCUUCGUUGAGUAUUGAUGGAAGUGUUGCGAAUUUGGGUGGGAAUUCUUUCCAUCUAAUUGGUGCGGCUGGAUCUUCUGAUCAGAAUUCGAAUCAGCUUCAUAAACGAAAGUGCUCAGCUGGAAAGGGUGAUGACGGGAGUGUGAAAUGUGGUGGAACUGGAAGUAGAUGCCAUUGCUCAAAGAAAAGGAAACAUAGGAUCAAGAGAUCAAUUAAGGUUCCUGCUAUUAGUAACAAGCUUGCGGAUAUCCCUCCUGAUGAUUAUUCAUGGAGGAAGUAUGGGCAGAAACCCAUUAAGGGUUCUCCACACCCUAGGGGAUACUAUAAAUGUAGUAGCAUGAGAGGAUGUCCUGCGAGGAAACAUGUUGAAAGGUGUUUGGAAGAACCGACUAUGCUCAUUGUAACGUACGAAGGAGAACAUAACCACCCAAGAUUACCUUCCCAAUCGGUUAACGUAUGAAGAAGAAAUGUUAUUACAGAAUCGCAUGAAACAAGAUUUGCAUUUCCUUUUGUUGUUGUCUUUUAGGAUCAUCAAUCAUCCUGUCAUUGUGGUUAAGAACACUUAAUUUUCCAGUCAUCUCUAUCUCUCUUCCAUGUUCUGCAACUGAUCAGUCAAAAACUAUAUAUAUUCAUGAUAAUGGUUGAAGAGCUAUUUGAAAUGGGGAUCAA
Messenger RNA from Impatiens glandulifera, 1726 nucleotides. Its product is annotated as probable WRKY transcription factor 21. Lineage: Eukaryota; Viridiplantae; Streptophyta; Magnoliopsida; Ericales; Balsaminaceae. The record is from RefSeq and is a predicted model, not a curated record. Bases 546 to 1517 code for a protein of 323 amino acids. Gene Ontology annotation, molecular function: DNA-binding transcription factor activity; sequence-specific DNA binding. Gene Ontology annotation, biological process: regulation of DNA-templated transcription. The transcript is spliced from 3 exons.